Molecule: messenger RNA, 918 nt
Organism: Anarrhichthys ocellatus (wolf-eel)
Lineage: Eukaryota; Metazoa; Chordata; Actinopteri; Perciformes; Anarhichadidae
Gene: rnf180a
Product: ring finger protein 180a
Exons: 5
Coding region: 1-918 (305 amino acids)
Biological process (GO): norepinephrine metabolic process; protein polyubiquitination; positive regulation of proteasomal ubiquitin-dependent protein catabolic process
Cellular component (GO): endoplasmic reticulum membrane
Molecular function (GO): metal ion binding; ubiquitin protein ligase activity; ubiquitin conjugating enzyme binding
Source: RefSeq, a predicted model, not a curated record
AUGGAGGUGAUCGGUCAAACCAUAACCUCAGCAGUGGUGCCGCCCUAUGUUCCCUUUGGGGAGAGGAGGAUGAGUAAAAGAGAGAAGAACAGGAUUAGGUGUCUGAGGAGGAGGCAGAGGAGAAGGGAGAGGUGGAGACAGAGUCAACUGCAGGAGAGCAGACAGUCUCACAGAGGCAACCUUUUCUUUCUCCGGGGAGAGUUCCAACACAGCUACGCUGAGCUGGGGGCUCGUGAGUAUCCCCACACCUGCUUGGGACCUCUCACCUCUGGCAACUUUGGAAUAGGCUGGAGUCCCAAGAGGGAAGGGCUCCCCUCCCAGGUCUGGCCCGAGAAGGGGGCCCCCAGGAGUUCAACAGGGAACCCAUCCAGCAGCAGCAGUAGCGAGGAUGAUGACGUGAGCGCCGAUGAAAAAGAAGGUUACAUCUGCGCAGUGUGUUUGGAUGUGUACUUCAGUCCUUACAUGUGUCAACCCUGCGACCACAUCUUCUGUGAACCCUGUCUGAGGACGCUGGCUAAGAACUGCCCCACCAACACCCCCUGCCCCCUCUGCAGAACAAUCAUCACUCAUGUCUUCUUCCAGAAGGAGCUAAACCAAACGGCAAGGACAUUCUUCCCAAAAGAAUACCUUUCCCGGAAACAGAACUUCCAGAAAGCAAGUUGCGCAAAGUGGCCUCUCCCAAGCUGCCGAAAACUCUUCCGUAUCUUUGGAGGCUUCCAGAGGCAGUCCAGUCCCAUUGCUAGACGCCAGUUCCCCCACGGAGGAGGCUACCGGCUGGACGAUCUGGACUUUGAGGAUGUCUCUCGAGGCUGGCAUUUUGACAUGGACAUGGUCAUCAUCUACAUCUACUCAGUCAACUGGGUUAUUGGCUUCUUCAUUUUCUGCUUCCUUUGCUACCUCUUCUUCCCUUCUUUUUGA